Messenger RNA from Ogataea haglerorum, 771 nucleotides. RefSeq lists its product as uncharacterized. The transcript has a single exon. The record is from RefSeq and is a predicted model, not a curated record. The coding region runs from base 1 to 771 and encodes 256 amino acids. Lineage: Eukaryota; Fungi; Ascomycota; Pichiomycetes; Pichiales; Pichiaceae.
AUGAGGAAACACACGGGACACAAGAUCUUGUUGGAUCAAGACUAUUUCGAUCCUCUAAGCGUCCAAGUCGACGUAGGGCUACCUCCUCCGCCGUCUCCCAGCCAUAAAAUUGAAAAGUUCAAGCUCAAAACCAGAUCAUUCUCUCACACUCCUCACUCGCCACGCUUGGAGCAAGCUAUGACUUUACCAGGUUUCCAUCGUGCCUCUUCAGAAUUUGCACAGAAACACUCCUUCUCCAACAGACACGCGGUGACCGAGAAGAAAGAGAGGAGCAGCCCGAAAAGGGCAGUUUCCUCGCCCCUUCACUUGGAAAAUAACGGCUCAGACACUUCACUGGUCACAAGUUUCAUCAAUAGCUACAAGGACAUGGGCGAAUCUGACCACUAUCCUGCCAACUCUGACUCAGAGCACUCUUUAUUCUCGCUUCGAACUCAUUCAUCCAAAGAAUCGCUACCCAAAGCUGACUCUCCCGAUACCUAUUACAAACCGCUGCCUUCUAUUCCAAUCGAGACUUUUAACCAGGCUGAUGUGAGGGACUACAGUCUUAGUUCUCCACGCCCCCAAAGUCACCCUCAGUGUCCUCCAAAACCAAAACCGCAACCUAACAAACACCACAUGUCGCCUCCUGACACAACCAUCUUCACCAGAAAACCAACAUACCUUAGAAAACAGCAGCGUUCAGCCUCAGAUCAGGCCGUAUGUGACUCUGGGAUCGAGCCGUUUAUACUCGGUGGGUAUGAGCCAACCAAAACGUUAAAGAUCGUAAAUUGA